CUCCGGGAUCCAGCCCUGCUGGCCCCUCUGGAGAAGGGAACGGGGAAAGGCUCCCUGCACCCUCGUGGCUGCAGGAAACCCGGUCCUUCAGAGGCAGGCUGAGCUUGGGGACUGCCCUGGGGCCACCCCAGAUGUUCCCUCUCCCUCCAUCUGCCCCAGGGUCAGGCAGGAAGGUGAGGGGGGAUGCAGGAGGCUGGAGGGGAAAAGCUCAGUGAUGGAGCAGCGUUGUUUUCCUCCCCUGAAACUCCUCCCUGCUUGGAGCCAUCAGUUGGGACAAGGAGCAGGAUGAGAGAGGCUGGAAGGCAAAGGGGUUCUCAGCUUGUCCUGAGCCAAAACCCUGAAACUGCUGGCAUGACCUGGAGAGGAGGACAGUCCUCACUCCUGCUCUUCCCAGGCUGUGCCGCUGGCUGAGGACUUUAGGGAGCAGAGGUUUGGGACAGUCAGAUCUGGCAGUUCUGGUGCCAGUCUCCUCUGGCUUUGCCACACGUGCCUGCUGUACCCUCAAAUCCAGUGAGCCCCGAGGCUCCCCGAGCCCUUGUGAAGGCUUUGUAGCAUCAGUGUGGCAGCGUGUCCUCAGGCUCUGCCCGUGUCACCACAUUCCCCCUCUCCUGGAGGCUGCUGGUGGCUGCCUUGGGCCCCAGCCCCAAGCUGUGCUCCUGAGAAGAGCCAUGACAGCAGCCAAGAGCCUCCAAGAGUCCCUCUUGCAGUUUCUCACUUGUUCUGGUUCCCUUAUCGCCCCAGCACACCCUUCCCCUUUGAGAUUUCUGCUCUUGCCUCCUGCCCUGCAGCAGGAAGGAGCUUUGAAGGCUGAAGCUGCAGCGAGGGGCUGGCUGGAAGAACCAGAGGGUCUGUGCAAGGUGCUGCAAGAGCUCUGUCUUUGACACCUCUGCAGGGAACCUCGACCCACGGCCCUCAAGCUGAGGAUUAAACAGAGGGAGAAGGGGAAGGAGCCAUGUUCCAGGCCACGGGAGCAGCCAGCCCAGCCCCAGCCCAUGAGGCCAAAAGCAGCUCAGGAGGCAGCACAGUGCAGCGCUCCAAGUCCUUCAGCCUGAAGGCGCAGGUGAAGGAGAUGUGCACUGCCUGCCAGAAAACCGUGUACCCCAUGGAGCGCCUGGUGGCCGACAAAUUUGUCUUCCACAACUCCUGCUUCUGCUGCAAGCACUGCCACACCAAGCUCAGCCUGGGCAGCUACGCCGCGCUCCACGGGGAGUUCUACUGCAAGCCCCACUUCCAGCAGCUCUUCAAGAGUAAAGGCAACUACGACGAAGGCUUCGGGCGCCGGCAGCACAAGGAGCUGUGGGUGCACAAGGAGGUGGAGAGCGGCCCCAAGUCGGCGUGAGCGGGGGCCAGCCCCGCCCCGGAGCCCCGCAGAGCCGGGGCAGCUGAGCCGGGAGAACUGAGCUGAUGUAGAGCAGGACCUGGGCCCGGGCAGAGGGGGAGCCCCUCUCUGGGGGUGCUCAGAGGCUGUAAGGGCAGGGGUGAGCAGGGUGCAGCCCCCAGACCUGGAGCCCUCUCUCUGCAGGCCCCUCUGCCCAGUGAGAUCAGAGCAGGAGCAAUGCCCCCCAUGGGCCCCCAGUGAGAUCAGAGCAGGAGCAAUGCCCCCCAAGAGCCCCUCAGUGAGAUCAGAGCAGGAGCAAUGCCCCCCAAGAGCCCCUCAGUGAGAUCAGAGCAGGAGCAAUGCCCCCCAUGGGCCCCCAGUGAGAUCAGAGCAGGAGCAAUGCCCCCCAUGGGCCCCCAGUGAGAUCAGAGCAGAAUCAAUGCCCCCCAUGGGCCCCCAGUGAGAUCAGAGCAGGAGCAAUGCCCCCCAUGGGCCCCCAGUGAGAUCAGAGCAGGAGCAAUGCCCCCCAUGGGCCCCCAGUGAGAUCAGAGCAGAAUCAAUGCCCCCCAUGGGCCCCCCAGCCCUGCUGAUCCAUGUCAGCCCUGUCACCAUGGAAAAGGGAUGAGCUGGGGGCUUCUCCAGCUUGAGCCACUGCAGAGCUCCCAGCCACACCAGCCCUGCCCUGCUGGGGCUCUGCAUGAGGAGGGUCCCUGGUUUACAUCAGCUCAGUUCAGCUGGGAUGGUUCAGCCUUAAGGUUUCACAGUGUCUGUUUUUUAUAUUUGCCUUCCACUGGUACGUUCUGCGCUGGAGCCUCGUGGCAGCUUCGCCCGCGCGCCUUUAUUUUUGUAAUACAAGGUUUCCCAGCC
Molecule: messenger RNA, 2185 nt
Organism: Melospiza melodia melodia
Lineage: Eukaryota; Metazoa; Chordata; Aves; Passeriformes; Passerellidae
Gene: LIMD2
Product: LIM domain containing 2
Exons: 5
Coding region: 953-1339 (128 amino acids)
Biological process (GO): actin filament bundle assembly
Cellular component (GO): plasma membrane; actin cytoskeleton
Molecular function (GO): actin filament binding
Source: RefSeq, a predicted model, not a curated record